UGUUGAUUCGAAGAACGUUGUCAAUGGCAAUUUCUCUGGCAACAGUAAUCCCGUUCUCUUCGCGAGCUACAAAACUUGUUCGCGUUCACAGGUACAUUAGUUUUCCUCACUCAUCUUCCCUUUGCCCACGAAGCCUUGUUUUACUCUCCUGCUCUGGCUUCUCUUCCUCCAUUUCUGCUAGAGAAACCGACCAGGUUCUUGAAGAGUCGGCGAAAAAUGGUAAUCUGAAACCUGGUCUUUAUCUGGUAGGAACACCAAUUGGAAAUCUUGAAGAUAUUACCUUUAGGGCUCUCCGCGUAUUAAAGUCAGCAGAUGUGAUACUUUCAGAAGAUACUAGGCAUUCUGGAAAGCUGCUUCACUACUACAAUAUCAAAAAACCCCUUAUGAGUUAUCACAAAUUCAAUGAAUCACAAAGGGAACAGGUAGUGUUGAAGAGGUUGAGGCAGGGUGAGAUUGUUGCACUAAUAAGUGAUGCCGGCACGCCAGGGAUUAGUGAUCCUGGUAUGGAAUUGGCCAAAUUAUGUGUUAAUGAAAAUAUCCUUGUUGUCCCAAUCCCCGGGCCCUGUGCUUUGGUAUCAGCUCUCUCCGCCUCAGGAUUAGCUGCUGAUGAAUUUACUUUUGUUGGUUUUCUUCCAAAGCAUUCUGGAUCUAGAAGAAAGAGACUUAUGGUUUCAGCAGAUGAAGCAACUACACAAAUAUUUUAUGUUCCUCCUCACAAGCUUUCCCAAUUUCUUGAAGAAAGUGCUUCAUCUUUUGGCGAUACAAGGCAAUGUGUUAUUGCUCGGGAGAUGACCAAGUUACAUGAAGAGUUUUGGCGUGGUGCUCUUGGUGAAGCCAAGAAAGCAUUUUCAUUGCAUCAACCAAAGGGAGAACUUACCAUAUUGAUUGAAGGGCGCACAAAGUCUAAAGUUGAACCACCAUCAGAGAUUCAGCUUGAGAAUGAAAUGAGAGAUUUAAUUUCACAAGGCGAGAGUCUUUCCAUGGCCGUCAAGUUGGUAGCUGAUGGAACGUCAGCGAGUAGAAAAACUGUAUAUUCUCUUGCAUUAAAAAAAUUUGGGAAGCAAUUGGAAGUGGAAGAUGGCUCAAAGUAAAGCAGAGUACUCAUUUCCUAAUGAACAGAAAAGUGGGAUUACUUUAAUGUCUAGAGAAAUGGUUUCCUGUUGGGGCACUAUUGCGGAUUAUAGGAAGAAUACUGGUUGCUGCAUUUGUUGUCGAAGAAUAUUGUUGCAUUGGCUCAUCAAAGUUCUAAUCAUUCUCUCUCGCCAAUAGAAUAACAAAAUGUCUGCAAAUCUACAGUCUGGGUAGCGGCGGAUUGGGCUGUUGGAGCAUUCUAGAGGAGAAAAUGCUCUUCUUGUAUGUCAUCUCCAUUGUCGAUUGGAAAAAAAAAAAAAGUACUAAAAAAGAUCGUCAUUAUAUUUUGUACCUGAUCUUCCCUGGCCUUUCGUCAUUGGAUAGGGGCUUUGGAUUUUGCUGAGGCUUAUUGUGAACAUGGAUCUGGCAGUUGUAUUAGCGAGCCUUUUUCAUCUGUUGCCUGUAAAUAUACUGACUCAUUUUGUUGAAUCUUUCUUAUGUUCCAGUUUUAGGUCAAGCCAUGAGGAGUGGAAGAUCAUAUAAUAUGCUUCUCAGCUCCCCAAUACCGGGGAAGGCUUGGUAAUUUGAUAACCAUCUUGACUUGGCUUUUAGUUUCUGUAGCGUGUCGGAUACAGCAAAUUAAAUGUAGGUUUUUGAUGGUGGCGAUAUCAUUAUUUUUGCAUUCUAGUUCAUUUUAGUUUUAGGUUGCUGAAGAGCUACUCUUACCAAUUAAUCUAAAAUAUCUUGAACCAUGUACAUAGAUUUGCUAUGGAGACGAAACAGGACUGGUCGGUGAAAAAGUUAAAAACUUGAAAUCCAAGAGACAGGAUUGCAGAAAGGGACUAGCGUUAAUAUUGACUAGCAUUAAGUGCCCCUUAUACUAGCUCAUGCGGAAUCCUAUGUACAAGGAGUAUGAAAUAGGAAAGAAGAGGGAAAAACUUAGAAAGGAAAGGGUACAGGUAGUGAAAAAUUGUGAAAGGAACUGGAAGCAAGAGCACGAGGAGCUGCAUUGUAGGGACACAGGGAGAGCGAAUCAGAAGGGGCGGUCGGGAUCACGGACACUGCAAAACGACAUGUCAUAUGCACAAAAUGCAAGCUAGCUGCAUCCACCUUCUGCCCAGAUAGCAACUCCUCAACAACGGCACUACUUUCUAAUCACGCUCAUAUCCUUGUACUGAAUCUUGCCUUUUAACUUUUCUGCACAAAGUUGGAGAUGCUAGUGGAAGGCUCAAAAAUACGCUGGCCUGUGGCCAAGAUGAAGCCAGGAUCGAAUUGCAUCUUCCUUUGAUAAAAUUGGUCCCAUUUGUCCCCAAAGUGGUCCUUCCACUCGUGUCGCUUUGUGUAAUGUGGAAGGUACUGUUUCA
This is a messenger RNA of Prosopis cineraria, 2435 nucleotides long. RefSeq lists its product as uncharacterized. Gene Ontology annotation, molecular function: methyltransferase activity. The transcript has 10 exons. The record is from RefSeq and is a predicted model, not a curated record. The coding region runs from base 24 to 1091 and encodes 355 amino acids. NCBI's taxonomy places the organism in Eukaryota, Viridiplantae, Streptophyta, Magnoliopsida, Fabales, Fabaceae.